UUUUUGUUUUAUUUAUUGAAAAACUUGCUGAAACAACAUUCGUGGUUACUUCGAUUAAGUUCAAGAAUCUAAAACGAUUUUUCUUCCUCCUUCGACUUAAUUAGUUAGAUCAAAUUUAUAGCUGAAUAAAGAAAACAAACACAAAACGAAAACAGAAGUCGUGCUUCAUAUGGCUGAGAAAAUAACUUUCUCAGAAUAUCCAAAAAGAAAUUGCCUUACUUUUGCCAAAAAUAAGACUAAAUUAACGUUGAACACAAAAGAAAUUUUCCUUGUUCCGUUCGACAGCAUCAGACUUUCCCAGAAAAUAUUCGAUGACGGAUGGAAACGUAAAACAAACCAAAAAAAUGGAAAGUCAAAUGAAAAUGUUAGAAUAUAAUGAAAGACGAAAAUCCUGGUUGAAUAAACUUUAUAUUAAUAACGUAGGUAAAUUAAUGAAGGUUGAGUGAAGUAAAAAAAACAAAGGAAUUAAAAAUAAUUUAAUUGCGUUUCAAAUCAAUAUCCGUUGAGUAUGUAAACAGUUUAUAAAGCAUGAUGUGAAUAUGUUUAUGAUUUUGUUAACUUUGCAUGCAAAUGUUUUUAAACAGUAAACUUUACUAACUUUUAAUGCGUAUAGAAAAUCUG
This is a messenger RNA of Clunio marinus, 621 nucleotides long. NCBI's taxonomy places the organism in Eukaryota, Metazoa, Arthropoda, Insecta, Diptera, Chironomidae. The record is from the annotation of a GenBank genome assembly.